Gymnodraco acuticeps is the source of this 6401-nucleotide messenger RNA. It is a transcript of the gene fhdc1, whose product is annotated as FH2 domain containing 1. The record is from RefSeq and is a predicted model, not a curated record. Lineage: Eukaryota; Metazoa; Chordata; Actinopteri; Perciformes; Bathydraconidae.
GAGAGUGUGUCCGCACUGUAUGUGCUGCAGCUCGGCCAGGACACCAGCUCCAGUGCACCUGACCGGCUGAUAACCUGAAACAACACAGAUUUUCUCCUCUGAAAAGUAUCGACCACUAACUUCAACGGUGUCGGAGCGCCAUACGUGUCCCGGCGAGCCCUCUCAUCCCCCGCUCCAUGGCCAUCGCCAGCCCUUUCCCCCUGGGAGGUAACCUUCAAAGGCUCUGCUCAGCACGAUGGAUGACCAGCUGAGUGAUGGAGAUGGACUGAAUCAAAGGACGAGCUCCCUUCAUUGAGACCAGAUGAAGGGACACCUUCAGACUUCCUGCAGUGAGGGGACAGACCCUGCAGCAGUUUGAUGUUCGUCAUUGACGCACCUAAAAUAAAAUAAUUUUAAAGAAGAGACGCUACUAACCAGAUAAAUAUUUAGUUUUUGUACUGUCAGCAUGAGCUCAUGUGCUGACUUUUUCUCCCUGCGAUGCUUGUUAUGAGUUGUCCAUCCACAACCAAUGAGCCAGAGAGCUGCUGCAGCGAGGGAAGCAGCUGCCCCGCCUCCUCCAUCACCACCUCUGACCCCUCCUCUAUGUCCGGACACACUAACACCACCCUACCUUCCCUCAGCGACGACCCUGACACCUCUAAACAUGAAUCUCCCCCUCCUCCUCCCCGGCCGCCCCCACCUCCAGGGGCACCUCCGCCCCCUCCUCCACCACCAACGACCACCACCCACAACGCCAGGAAGAAGCGGCGCGUCCGCAGCUUCUUCUGGAAGCCGAUACCGGAGGAGAAGGUCCGCGGGAAGCCCAACAUCUGGACCAUGUCGGUGCGGCAGCAGCAGUACCAGAUCGAUGUCCGCUCGGUGGAGGAGCUCUUCGGGCAGCAGGAAGAGGCGAUGGCGGGCGUACGGGGGGCCACGCUGGCUGCUGGAGCCUCAACCGGGGUCUCCAGGUCCCGUUCCUUCAAGGAGAGCAGCAAGGACGAGAUUAGCAUCCUUGACUCCAAAAGAGGGAUGAAUGUGGGCAUUUUCCUGAAGCAGUUCAAGAGAUCCAACCGCUCAAUUGUUGAAGACAUACUAAAAGGAGAAGGAAAGACUUAUGGAGCGGAGCUGCUCAAAGACCUGCUGAAGCUCCUGCCUGACGUAGAGGAGAUUAAGAAACUCCAGGCGUAUAAAGGAGACCCAGACAAGCUGACACUGGUUGAUUCCUUUAUGUUCCUCCUGAUCCAGGUGCCUCAGUUUGUGGUUCGGAUCGAGGCCAUUGUCCUCCGCGAGGAGUUCUUCCCUUCCUGUGCUGUAAUGAGCCGUGAGAUCGAUGUCAUCCGCGUCGCCACUAAAGAGCUGAUGAGCUGUGAGGAGCUGCAUGCCAUUCUGCAUCUGGUGCUGCAGGCCGGAAACAUCAUGAAUGCUGGCGGCUAUGCAGGAAAUGCUGUUGGCUUCAAGCUGUCAUCUCUCCUCUCAUUGGCCGACACCAAGGCCAACAAACCGGGGAUGAACCUGCUGCACUUUGUCGCCAUGGAAGCCAAGAAAAAGGACGAGGAGCUGCUCAAAUUCCCAGAGAAACUCCAGGAUGUCCAGAGUGCAGCCAGAAUCUCAGUGGAAAACAUUGAGGUGGAGUUUUCCUCCUUAUACGUUCGGAUUAAAUCUCUAGAGGAGAAGGUUCAAGGGGACGCGGAGCUACUGCAGCAGCUGGAGCCCUUUCUGCAGAGUUCAGCGCAGACGCUGCAGGACCUGAAGAGGCGCAGGCUGGAUCUGCGGAAAGAGGGGAACGCUCUCAUCGACUUCUUCUGUGAAGACAAGGACACCUUCAAGCUGGACGAGGGCUUCCGCAUCUUUCAAGACUUCUGCUUCAAGUUCAAGAAAGCUGUCAAGGACAAUGCGGACCGUGAGUUGAAGGAAGCAGCCAGACAGCGUCGCCUGCGGGAGUUGGAGGAGAAGCGCUUCGCUUGGUCGGAUGCAGAUCAGAGUGGGGGGUUUGGUCGCAGCAACAGUGAGAACGACGUGGAGAUGCUCACCAAGGAGGGGCUGCUGGACUUCUUCCAGCAGAGGUCUCAGAGUCCCAGCAGCCCGCUGGCACGCUCCGCCAGCGCCCGCCGCCACCGCCACACCAUGACCUCCAUAGCAGACCAAGAUCUCAGAGGAUACCUGGAGCUGUUCGGAGGCGCCGGGACUCCAUCCGACUACUCAAAGUUCAACAGCCUGCCUCGGUCGGGCCGUGCCGUGCAGCGGAGGACAACCCCCUGGAUCUUAGACCAGGACGACAACCGCGAGCUAGGCUGCGACAGACAGGUGACGCCCCCGCGAGCCGAGACUGAGCCCAAGCCCCUGGCUAGGUACUCCUCCUCUGGGAUAAACAAUAACGAACCUUACAACAACAAUAACUACUCAUCCAUAUCAGAGGGCAGCGCUCUGCCUCGUCCCUUUUGUGUCUUUUCAGACGCUGCCCACCUUCCCAACCAUAUCACCGGCCACAUGAAUGUCAGUCUGGAGAAACACACUUUAGUUCGAGUUCCUCAAGCUUUUGACCUGCCUAGUCCUAACAACAACAGUAAUCAUACACACUUUGUCAACCAGGGGGAUGUCGUGGUGACUGAUUUGGAGAAGGAAAGACAGACUUUGCCCUCAAAUCUGAACCUACACCUACAUGAUAGAGUUUUAGAAAGAGGAGCAUUUCCCAAGGCAGCCUGGGGAGGAAAAAUAGAUCCUUCAACACAAGCUGGGGUCUCCCUUGAGGGAGAGAAAGAAGAGGAGGACAACAGCACAGUGUCAUCAACAACCUGUGACACGCCCCUCCCCCUGGAUAGCUCUGUAUCCAAUAAGAAACCUUUGCUUUACAUAGUAGAUUGCACAGAAACAGACUUCUCCGUCACCUCUGAUUACUCAGAGGUUGAUAGCUCGUCUCUAACGAAAGAGGGGCUUUAUUACAGGCCGCCUGACUGCAGGAGAUCUGACCAGGAGAACCAGCGAGAUAACAGCUCUUUGUCCUCUAAUUUGGAGUCCAUGUCUCCCAAAGACCAGUCAACCAAUGAGCUGUCAAGAUCUGGGGACACAGCGCCCAUGAACGUAUCUGCUACCACAGAAGAGUGGGACACAGAGAGCUGUGACACCGCAGAGGGAAAGCAAAGUGUGGAGAAAGAGACGCAGGGAGGCAGCAGAAAGCCAGUUCAAAUUAAGAGCAAAGCUAUCCAAGCGACCAGGAGCAAGAGCAGCGUGCGGACGCUGAACAGCAGCGAGAGCCAGGGCAUGAGGAAGGUCGUGCCCAUCAGCAAGCCCAGCAGCAAGAGAACAGAGAAACCUGCGGCGCACGACAGCGGAAAGUCAAUCCGGCCUCUCCGUGACCAGAGCACCCCGGCGAGGGGGCGGAGCGAGAAGACCACGAGACCUCCUCGCCACUCCAGCCUGCCUCCAGAGGAAUCAAAAACUCAGAGAGGAAGCAGCCUCACAGGCGGCGCUUUGAGGUGGGCACGAGAUCUGACUCCGAGAAAGGCCUCCAUCCACAAGCCCAGUGCCAAACCCGUGAGGAACAUCUCCAAGCCCCCUCCUGAGGAGAAGAUGUGCCGCUCCACCAUGAGAGCCCUGGCCCAGGCUCAGGCUAAAGGUGGAGCGUCCCCUGAGAACAGCUGUUGUAACACGCUUGCUAAAAACACCUCCGAUGUCCCAAACUUUGCCCGCAACACUGUAGCCUCCCAGUCUAGGACCAAGAUUGAGCUGCCGCCCCCCUCCGUCCCCUCCACCCCGUCUCGCAGCCCCUCCCUCAGGGGAAGGCAGACCCCAGUGAAGCAGAACAGGAUGUCUUCCACAGUGCACAGCAGCGAGGAGCGGACACCCGGGACCAGCCUGCGACGGGUGCAGAGUGUGAAAGCUAGCAGUCGCAGCGCCUAUCGCAGUGAGACCCCCCCUCCUCCUACUACACGUGAAGACACCCGUAAGACUAGUAUCAUUUCAGAGAAGUCCGUCCAGUAUAGAGACUCACUGACGCCGAGCAGAGGUGCUAAACCAAGCUGGAAGUAAAACAAACUGACUGCAGAUAGAAAGACUUUCUCCCCGAGUUUAAUGUAAAGGAUCUUUUGCUUCUACAGUGCAGACUUCUCCUCUCAUAUCAUGCAAAAGGCAGGAAUCAGAAAAACAUUUGAAGCUAUCUCACCUUAAGGUUCCUCCCGUAGCUUAAUCUGUAUCAGGUUUAUGAAUUGCAAAGAGCAAGAUGCAAUGAACUGCUUCCCUUUCUGAGGGGGAUUACCUAAAGUGACAAAUGGCAAAUUGGUGUGUUUACACAGGAGCCUGUUGGCCUGCUUAGCUGUCUCAGUGACUGUAUGCUGGUGUCUUUGAUGAUGUUGAACUCUACUGACUAUAUGAUGCUGCUAUUUAGCUCUGACAAUUUGAGACUGAAUUUCAGUUUCCGUUUCAUUCAGGGUUACAAGAUGUGUUGUACCUUAACUUGCUGCUGUUUUGGUGUCCUUUAGUUUGGUUGCGUCCUCCUGUAGAGUAUCGCUCCGUUUGCUUUUUGGUUUCUUUGCUUGAUACCUCAGAACGAUCGCAGUGGCCUUGCACCAGCAGAAAGAAGUAGAUGUAAUUACUCGGCUCUGCAUGAUGAAGACGUAGAUCUGAUUAAUCGGUAUAUACUGCAAUGUCACUUUUCACAAAUCCUCGGUAUAUUAAUGUUCAAUAUAUAACGUCACAGAUUAUAAGCCAGUGUAUAUCAACUGUGGUACUUGUUGUACCUCAUGUAUGUAUCUGUCCGUAGAUUGUAAAUGUGUUAGAACUCCUCCAUAUUAUCAUGGAGCAGACGUGCACGUAGGAGAUGUUUCCUGUAUGCUGUAGGCUAAUACACCGUCAACGCUAAUGCUUUGAAGGAAAGCAUUGAACACGCCUGAAACAACACUGAAGUAAUCAUCGUCAUGGGAUUAUUUGACGCUAAUGUUUCUACUGUGAAUGUAGUCAUCUCAUGUUCUCUAGGCCUUCCAACAACAACUGGUCAUAAUUUAACCCAGCCCCUGUGUGUGCCUCUCAUAUAUCACUUUUACACUCAAGUCACAGAAUUAUUGAAGCUUGUAAAAAACAUACCGGUUUUAAAGGUAUUUAUCAUAAUCUGUUAAAACAAUUCAAAUCAUGUGGAGGAAAAUAUGCAGUCCUUUUUGUAGGAUAAAAAAUGUUUUGCGGCGAUAUCCCCAGUUGUGACUAUAAACUUUGCAUGUAGCAAAUAUUACAUUUGACAUUACAUUUUAUUUUGUAUGGAAAUAAUUCAAUGUUAUUCAAUAUGGACACUCUUAACCUUUAAAAGUUAUAUAUUUUGUUUCAUGUUGAACAAAUUGAGCCUUAACGUAUAUAUUUUUUAAGCUACCCUUUUUGUUUCUUGCAAUGUUCACUUUCUAAAGUUGUGCAAAUUGUUCUUAAUCCAAAGUGGAUGGAAAUGGCGUGUUCCUUCUCAAUUUGUUCGAUGUGAUCCAAAUGAAGUUUUAUAGAAUUUAUAUUUGUCCAUAUUGAUGUUUCAUUAAAUUAGCUUUUAUUUUCAUACAAAAAACCUUAUUCAUAUGUUUCCUUGCCGGAUACCUGGAUGGCGUACCACUUAGGGGUACAUUUGUUUGUUUUUUAUCAUAUAACAAAUGUAUAUUUUUUAUUUUAAACAACCUUUUUAGCUUUUCAAAAAUUACAUUUUGAUUUCAUGCUUUAUGCUUUUUGACUUGAGUGUUAAGAGUAUAAUAGGCACAGACCUGGGCUAAACGUUUCCCUUUUGACCAUUUCACACCACUUGCCUUUCAAUCUGCAUUGUGCCAUUGCCUCACAACACCCACAACACUGCAUUGCCUUAAAGCUAAAUGUAGCCCAACAUCACCGGUAGAAACUCUUUGAUUGUAAAAGUUUUCCUUUUUCUACAUUUCAUCACACCGAGCUGUAGUGAUACACUUUGUACAUAAUGUAAAGACAUAGUAUUUUUCUGACUAUCAAUAUGUUUACAUAGUAACAAAAAAGAUGAAGGGUAUAACAUUAAAGUAUGUGAUUGCACAGCUGUUUUGAAGCGUUCCGAUCUCCUAUCAGAUGCUGACCUGCAGUGUGUUGGCAUGCUCUCGGUGUCUUCCUGUUCCUUGUGAUGCAAAUGAAGCCGAUGAUCCGAUGACACAAAAGAGCCAGUGUGACGUGCCGCUGUGUGUGUGGCCUGCAUGGAGACUCCAUCUAAACCCUUUGUAAAGUAAUGGAGGGUUUCAACUAAUGACUGCCUUCAUUAUCAAUCAACCUGACAAAUCCUUUUUAGUUAUCUAUUAAAAAGCCAGAAAACAGUGAAAACGUCCAUCAGAGAGUGCAUCCUAAAGCCCAGGGUAGGAUCUUCAAAAAGGCUUUUUUAUCAACACUCAAACAAAAGAACACAACAUACAUUUACUUCACAAUCAUGUAAAGAAUUUGAAGAAAAAUAA